Messenger RNA from Pleuronectes platessa (European plaice), 2937 nucleotides. RefSeq lists its product as uncharacterized. The transcript is spliced from 3 exons. The record is from RefSeq and is a predicted model, not a curated record. The coding region runs from base 1008 to 1337 and encodes 109 amino acids. NCBI's taxonomy places the organism in Eukaryota, Metazoa, Chordata, Actinopteri, Pleuronectiformes, Pleuronectidae.
GGGUGCUGAGUAGAAGGAGGAGUGGGAGGAGGACGGGAAACGAGGGUAGAGAGGGAAACAGGAACAGAAAGUGAAGACAUGUCAAGAUGUCUGGGUGAGGGGGACCAGAGCCGAGCAGCAGCCAGACGCCAAAACACAGAAAAACCCUCCAGACGCCUGAGCAGCUGAGUGGAUAAGACAUGAGAGGAGACCUGACCUGCCACUUCACAAGUGCCUGCAGGACCCACUUCACCAGCUAAAGUGCCUCAGCUCGUGUUUUCUUCUCCAGCUGAGAAAAGAGAAGUUUUCAUCCGAGGCCUGAGGAAAAUGUUGCAGUCAGACACUUCUGAACGCACAGAGACGCGACCAAAGUGAAGCACCUCUUCACAACUGGAUUAAUCUAAACCAAGAGCAAGAGGACAAGAGUUGACUCUAGAGGACGAAGACCAACAAAACAAUACGUGGAAUGUCAAGUGGCAAUAAAAGAAGGCAAACAAACUUGGCUGCAGAUUUCAGGCUUUUACCCUGAGAUCAAAAUCAUCAGAUGUCAAAGAGGCCCUCGUAUAAACAAACAAGCUUUUGGUCUUUUGGAUUUUGUUUAAAAAAAAUAAAAAAAUACUCCAGCCCUCGUUGAAGGAGCCGCUGCAAAUUCAUCUUCCUCAAAUAUGGGCCUCAUCAGAUACUGCUGCGUCUAAGGGAAACUCUCUGAAGGCAGAUCUCCAUGAGAAGAUGAGAAGCACAUGAACGUUCAGAGUCGAGUCACCAGAGAUAUCUGACCCCGGCAGCUGUUGGACUGCUGAACAGUAAAAACGUCACAUCUCACCACUUUAAAGCUGGAGUCCCAUCACAUGAAAGGACUUUCAACACAAAUUAACACCAUAUCUUAAUUGUUGUUGGUAUCUCCAGAAGCCUUUUUUGUGCUUGUUUACUAUCUUGUAAACUUCGAAACUCUCGAGAAGAUCCAUUAAAAACUUUAAAACUGCCACAGACUUAAUUAAAAAGCUGUCACAGCUCUGUAUCCUGAAGCCAUGGAGGAGCCAAUUGACAGCGUUCAGGAUUUCUUCAACCAAAUGUGGAGGUUCACCACCGACAAACACAACCAGGGGGUUUACAACACCGUCUGCCUGGUGGUCCUGCUCACGCUCCCCCUGCUGGUCCUCCUCAUCACUCUGGUGGUGUGCUGCCACUGCUGCUGCUGUCGCCAUGCCAACGGCUGCUGUUGCUACCGAAGGGACGCCAUGGCAACUGCAAGGUCGGAGACGAAGAAGAAGAAGAAUUCGGCGAACACGGACGACUUGUGGAUUUCUGUUAAGACGGGGCAGAUGACACCUGACAGGAUUCCACUGGACAUGGUGUAGGGAUGCUUUUUUUUUUUUAAUUGCUGAUCCUGGGCCAGUCGGUGCAGCAGAGCCAAUCAAGUGUGGCAAAAGUCAUCGCACACUUGAAGGAGGCUGGGGAUGCUGUUUAAACUGAUGGGAGGCACUUCACAUUGGAAUGGGCACAGAUUUGGUAGAAAUAUGUAAACAGUGCAGAUUGUUUUUUAGUUUGUGGGGAUUUGAUUAUGUUGUUUACACCUUUUAGUUUGAGCUUGUUGGCGCCGUACAUACAAUAUACAGAAAGGCUUUUAUAUAUAUAUAUAUGUAAGCGUACAAAUGUGUGUCUUGGAUCGAGCGGCGGCAGUGUGUGUGUCUGUCUUUGUGUGUGUGUGUGUGUGUGUGUGUGUGUGUGUGUGUGUGUGUGUGUGUGUGUGUCUGUGCGUGUGUGUAGAGUGUUAUUGAAAGCACUUUGUUCUUUGAGCCCCCAUGUGAAAUUCAUUGCGUCUGUAUUUGAGAGAGAGACAAUCUAAGGUCUGCGGAGCAUUCAAAAGGCUGUAAUACUGCUUACCUUUCACAUUGAGGCUGCGCUGUAGAGCCGUGAUUCACUCGCACUUUCACAAUGAAACUGCACUGAUGUCCAAGCUGUCAAACUCAAAGGAUGCACAAAGAAAAUUAUACUUUGAUUUGUUUCCUACUUUUGCGUUAUUUGCAUGAUAUGAUACAAUUUGGUCCACGGGAGAAGCACUUCUCAAAUUUGUUUAUUUUUAUUUUGUUUUUGAGAAUGUUCCAGUAUUCAGGUCAGGUCUACCUUGAAGGCACAGUUCUUAUGAAAGGAUUUUAAAAAGAAAAGCGUAAACUACAUUUAGACUCUGUGGUCCGUCCCAAAGUGUCUGACAGAUCUUUCAGGUCACUGAUUAACACUCGGAAACAUCUGAGUCUAAAUCACAGACAGGAACGUUUUUUUGGCCUGUAUUUAUUCAAGGUUCUCUGCUGAAGUGAAAUCUAGUAAAAGCUACUAAUGAAGUAACAAUAAAAAUGAUUUCUCAAAUAAAAAAUACUCUUAAAUUCAAGAGAGCUCUAGAAGUCUGAUGAGGACCCAGCUUUAAAACAAGUUAUUGAUUGAUUUUAUAAAAAUCUUCAGUUAUAUCAGACAAUAUACAUAUAUAUAUAUAUGAUUAUAGUAAUAUAAUAGGAUGGAUAAAUAUUUGUAUUUCAUUUCAACUUUUAACAGGAAGCCUCACUUUAGAAAGAGAAAGCAGUAGCUAUUAAUUGUGUUUUCACUGACUUUUUAUUCAAGGAUCGGUGUGAUGUGGUAGCUUGUUUUAGUUCGUGUUAAAAGCCUGCAACAAAUUGCUUAUUUUUUAUUUCCUUGCUUGAACACGGCAUCAUUCCACUCUACCUCUGAUAUAGGAGCGAGUUGCUCAACAGAAGGGCCUGAGCUAAAGAAGUUUGAGUUUUGAAGUGUCUUUGAAUCAUUGUUAAGUAUCAUUCUUAUAAGUUAAUAAAUACAGGCCCAGGUAUGUUACCAUAAAUAAACCCUGUAAACACAACAGCAGUAUAAUUACAUUCAGCCGAGAAACAAUCUCAAUGCUAAUGUAUUUCAUCUGUAAGUCAAACUCUUCAAUUAUGGAUGUAAAAAUAA